Molecule: messenger RNA, 1836 nt
Organism: Zasmidium cellare ATCC 36951
Lineage: Eukaryota; Fungi; Ascomycota; Dothideomycetes; Mycosphaerellales; Mycosphaerellaceae
Exons: 1
Coding region: 1-1836 (611 amino acids)
Source: RefSeq, a predicted model, not a curated record
AUGACAACGACGCGGGUGAGCAUUUUGUCUCGGCUGGCUGCUUCGAGGCCCCUGCUAACAGCGACAGAUCCGGGUGCGACGGGAUAUGAAGAACCUCCAGAGACGCCUGCUCCAGUGUUCGCAGUGCGCGCCUUUAAGCACGCGAUAUUUGGCACACCAGCAACGCAAGCCAAACCUCGACGGCAUUCGAACACCGAGACUCUACGGCCGCGUCACAAUGGACGACCGGCGAUGCCACGCCCGAAGAGCGCGAACGAUACACAGACACUGGGACGGCUAGACAAUGCGAUUGAUGAGGAGCCAAUACCUUCCUCCCCGCUACCUUCACCUACCAAGGGCAUUCUGCUGACACCGGGUACCGGAACCACUCGCCGAAAGACCGUCUCCUUCGGUCUCAAUGUUGUUGACAACGAGCAAAAGCGACCUAUGAGAAGUGGUCUGCCCGACGAUUGCCCUGGAAAGUUUCCCAGCCCUUGGUCCAAGCCGACAGCGGAACCCGAUAGCAGCGAUGAGCCUGUAGAGAAGCCGAGAGGAAGGAGUAAGCUCACGGAGGCAUUUGAGCAAGUACGUGAGGAGUCUGCGAGACGCAAGCCGAGGUCGAGCCGGCAGCGGAAAGAGAAGGAGGAAUUGGAUACUACGAUGGACAUGACCGAGCCAGUGUCAGAGUCCGGCAGGUAUUGGAAACACGAGUACGACAUCUACAGAGAGCGAACGACACGAGAGGUCAAGAAGCUCGUGGAGAAACAACGAUCGGCCAAAAGAUAUGCGAGCGAGAAGGAUGCUGAAUGUCAACAAGUAAGAGAUGAACUUCGGCGGGAGCGAAAGAGGGCGGACAGACUGGAGAAGCGAGCAGCGGAACUGGAAGCUCAGUUGAAGGAAUUACAAGGCCAGAUACAAACCAGCGAGAAUGGAAGUCGCGCUGCAAAGACCGAAAGCCCACCACAUGGUAGUGCGAUCAGCUUAGCCUCGUCACAACAAGUUGAGAAAGCGGAAAAGCCGGAACGGAACUCUUGGAGGGAGAGCCUUGUUCAGUUAUCUCGUCGGGACAUGAAGACCGAGAAUACGAAGAACACGGAGCCCAUGAAGCAGAGGGAUCAGCCCGAGUCUGAUCAGAACCGCAUCACCACUGCAGAGCAAAGACCAAGGCCAAGGCGGAUCCACACAAAGUUGAAAGACGAUCUUUGGGCACCUUCGUCAAGUCUCCAGGCCCCUGCCCAAGUCGUGCCGAACCCUCCAUCACCCAAGGCCAAUCGUGCAGUGACUGGGACCAACACUGCUCCCCUGCAAUCACUCAGUGUCAACACCAUCGCGCAGAAUGAAGAAUCUGUGGCAUUGGCAAUGUCAAUGGGGAUGCAACCACCAUCGCCGCAACGAGAGAGCCGACACGACUCGCCGAUUCGAUCGCCGGUCUUACCUCCAGCAAGCCCAGAGCCUCCAGCAAGCCCAGAGCCUCCAGCAAGAAGCACACCCAGGCCAUCCUCUUGGUCGAGGAAAAACUCGAAGUCUGACGACCUGUCCACUCUGGUACCAGAAUCGAGCCCGUUUCAGCCAGAGGCAGUAUCAGAACGCCCAAACAUCCUCACUGGACAGCCGGUGCCCAUUAAGCCCACUCUACGACCUACACCGAAAGCGCCGGACGUCAAAGAGAACGUCUCGCCCACGGGAAGGUCGCAACCGCUCAGGAACGAGGAGAAUAUGAAGCCUUCAGCUGCUUGGAAUGCAAUGAGCAAUGUUGCCGCAGAACGAAGGCUGGUCAGCAAAGGAAAAGAGAUCGAAGCCGAUCGUUUGGCGAAAGCAAAAGCGCGGUUACAGGAGCGAGGGAGGCAAGUCUCAUAG